Molecule: messenger RNA, 5487 nt
Organism: Aplysia californica (California sea hare)
Lineage: Eukaryota; Metazoa; Mollusca; Gastropoda; Aplysiida; Aplysiidae
Product: calcyphosin-2
Exons: 17
Coding region: 85-2022 (645 amino acids)
Source: RefSeq, a predicted model, not a curated record
UUUGAAUUGUUUUCUAAUAUCUUAGGUGUGUCUUUGAAGCGAUUUGAUGAUUUUGCAUCUGUUGGGCUGCCAACUGUUUUGGACAUGAAUUUUGAAGUGCAAGGAACAGCUAGUCCUCGCAGCUACCAGCGCCAUUUGCCAGGUAGCGCAAGAGGCAGACCACAGUCAGCAAUAAAUCCAAUUACAGGAGAGGAAAUUUGUUAUCAGCCUACACCAAGAAAAACAGAAAAACCUAAAGGACCUGUUUCAAACGGAAAAGGAGAUGGCAUCCCAUCGCUCAAUCUAAACUAUCUGAAGGAUGAUGACAUACCCUCUGGUGCCAUCGACAUUGAUCUUAACGACUACUCUCUGGACACUCCAGGGUCAGCGAGUACAGUCAGUUGGGGAACUUCUAGAUCCAACCGAAACGACUUUAUGACAAACAAGUACUCUCAGAAAUCAGCUUACUCUACAAGACGUCCUGAAGGUGUUCCUGGGCUUAGUCUUGGUGACUCCAAGCCACCUCCAGCUUACAAAAAACAAGAAAAACAGCCAAACGCAUGGGAUGGGGAUCCAGUGCCAGGCAACCUGCCUGCCCCAUCAGCACGGUACAAAGAGAUGUACAAACAGUAUGAAGAUGAUAUGAAGCAGUCGUAUAGAGAAUAUGCUCAUCCUGCAAAAGUCAAUCAGAAAGAGGUUGAAGAGGCUGUACAGAGAAUUCGUAGCUCCCGUCAAGCAGCGAAAAAACAAGAGGAAGCUUUGCAUGCUGAAACACUGAGUCUAAGCCCUGAUCCAAAAGAGUUAAAUGAGAGCUGGACGAAACAGAGACGUUCAAGUAAACAAAUGCUGAAGAAAAUGGAUGCAGAUGAAUUGGUGGAGCACAACAAGAAGCAGAAGUUGGUGGAAACGGUCAUGAUUGAUCAGCUGAGUCGAGCUGUGAUCAGUGACCCACAACAGGAUACUCGCACUACGUCAAGACCCACAUCAACCAGGUGGACAAAAGGCAGUAACAGAUAUCUCCAUGAUUCCAAAAUUAGUACAAGUUCUACAGCCACAGAAAACUUGCUGUCUAAGAGAAUGCGAUUUGGUGCAAGAAUCCUUACGAGAAAUGGUAGUGAUGCAAUGAAGGAGCUGACUGGCUUUUACUUUGCGUGUGACAAAACACUGACAGUUUAUGAGUUCAGACAGUUUGGCAAGAGUGCUAAGGCAAUGCCUUUCAUCUAUCGUGGGCAGUACUGUCAUAAGUCUGGGCCAAAGCAGGGACGACCCUUUGGUUUGAGUGACAUAUAUGUUGGGGCAAAUUUGAAGAUAUCCACUGAAGGUCAGCUUGCUCUCACAGACUCUCUUGCUGAAAAUGAUGUCAUAGUUUUACGAGUGACAGAUAUUGAUGAAGGAGAAAAGGAAGCUCUUAUGGAUGAGCAAGAAGACGUUGAUGGUAGAAUGCACGCCCCAAGUAAACUUGAUAUACAGAACAAAGAGUUCUUGUAUAUGAUUCAAGAUGAAGUCCGAACUAAGAUCCAAAAGCGUGGUAUCAGAACAGUUACUGGUCUGGGUCGAUACUAUCGCAAACUUGAUCAGUACAAGACUGGGAUUUUGGAUCAAUAUGAUCUGGAGAAAGGCUUGAAAACAUUUCGAAUCAAUUUGGAGCCAGAGACAUUGGAAGAACUAUUUGACAUACUUGAUCCUGAAGGUAUGAGGCUUUUGGACUAUGGAGACUACAUGCAUGGAAUUCUCGGAGAAAUGAAUGAAUACAGAAAAUCCCUCAUGAGAAAGGCAUUUCACAAGCUUAAUUGCAGCAAGAAAGGGGUCAUUCACAUCAGUGACGUCAAGAAGUUCUUCAAUGUCAACUCAAAGUACAAGACUGCCUCAGGUGGAGACUCGGGAGUCAGCGCGUUGCAAGCCUUCCUGGAAGAUGUGCGAGAAAAUGAAAAGCAAGAACUUAUCUCUUUUAUUGAAUUUGAGGAAUACUACGAGGGGUUGAGUUUAGGAAUCGAAAGAGACGAGGAUUUUGCGAAUGUGCUGCACAACACUUGGAACAUUUAAAAAACUGUCAGUGAUUCCUAUUCUGGUUUAGCAGUAUUCUUGUUUUGACUCUUAUCACUUGCACAUAUCACGUUUUCAUGAUAUAAAACUGACAAAGUCGAGUCUUUCCACUUUGUAAUAUGGAGGAUGGUGGUCGUUAUACAAUUGAUCUCAUAGAGAACAAAGGUAUAAUCUACAAGUAUUACGAAUAUAAUUUCACAGGUUAGUUUCAACUUAUUUUGUGUUCACAUGAAACUUUUCUGCUUGAAUGCCCAAUCUAGGAUCAACUUUGAUGAUGAUGAUCCUUCUCCCAAUUUUAUGUGCGAGCGGGAUUUGAAAUUACUUUUUGUCUCGCCUCCCUGAGAUACUCCUUAUUGUGGGGAAAUAACUUGACAAACUCACUGCGUUAAUAGCCAUGGUUCUCUAUUCGUGACAAGGUGUUUAGAGAAUGGUACCGGUCAUCAGCCCUUAUAUGACUUAAUAUUUUUGCAAGGGCUGUAAAAUUCUUACUAAAGCUAAAACUUACUGGUUGGUCCUACUUCUUUUCUAUACCCUUAUGGUUGCAGUCUUUCCCUCUUACUUUUUUUCCAAGCCCAAAAUGAUGUUGAUUGUGUCUCAAACCUUAUAAAAUAUCACACGUGUACAUAUAAUGCUUUUGUAAAAAUUUGGUUAAGGCAGGUAGAGAGGAUGUGCCACAAUACACGUGUUAAUUGCAUAAUAUUAAAGGAUGAGCUGAUUUGGUGGUGAGAGAAAUGGGUUACUUGUGAGAAGACGUCCCUAUUUAACUGUUGAACUGUCAGGAGGUUAUAAAUGUUGGCAGGCCUUGGGCAGGAGGCCUAAUUAACUGUCAAGGUGUUGCUGUUCGAAGAGUUAGUUUUAUGGAUUCGGCAGUGUGGCCACCAAAAGGGAAAUGACCUGAUUUUUGUCAGGAGGCAAUUUGGUUUCCUUUUUUCCAGCUUGUGUGAACAAAACUUAACUCUUUAUCUCCGGCAAGUCACUCCCAGCGGCUCGCAGUCGGAACCACUGUGCUGGCUCGGGCCCAUUCCUUUACGCCGACUUCGAUAUCAAAUUACUUUUCAGCAAUUGCUGAAAACAGGUCUCUUUUAUGGGAAUUUCAUUCUUUAGAUGAAGAACUAUCAAACUAAGUUCACUUGUUUUGAUUUAAUAGCAAUGUAGUGACGAUUUUGUCAGUAUUAGAUUUAGUACCAAAAAAAGGGCCCCGGCAUAGUGGGUUUACCCCCCUCCGAGAUAAAGAGUUAAGGAACAUAAGGAGGGAACAACAUAAGGUGCAUGAUUCAAGAAACAAAUUAAUAAGAUUGUCAAUAUGCAUUUUAACCAGUGGAUUACACUUGAACUUUGAAAACUGAGGUGCUGAUUAUGAAAAUAUGAGAUUAGAUUUUUCAUCGGAACUUCAAAUUGGAAAUUAUUUUAGCUCUUGUUGGGCUAUGACUGAUGAGGCAUCACACAACCUGACUAAAAUGCAACAUGCAGCAUUCCAACUGACCCAUCUUUUGUUGUGGGGAGUCUUGUCAUUUUAGCAAACAUAUCCAAAUGGGUUAUUUUGACAUGUUAACGAAAUAUCUAUUUAGAAAUGUUAUAUUCAUACCACUAACCUUCCUUGGUUUGCCAGUAGCUUAAAACUUUAAAAAAAUGUAUUUAAUGUUGUUUGACAAAUGGUGUCUGGUACUUUAAGAACUGUUGAGAUGUUUAUCUGAAGAAUGUGUUUGAUGUGAAUGCAGUGAGUUAACCCAACCUUAAUUUGACUCAUUUAUGGUAGCUUUCUGCAUACUAAGCUCAUACAAUUCUCUCUGAGGUAAGCAAUGCAUUACUUGGUGUGUUGCUAUCUUUAGCUUUCUAUAAAGUGUAUAUAUCUACACAUAUUCCAAAGCAAAUUUGAUAUACCAUAAAGAACACACUAGGGUAGAUCAGACAUCUGCCUUUGAUUGUCAUGGUGUCUAGAAUGAAGGAGUAUUUAAGCAGCCCUUUUGUAUAUUUAGAAAAAUUGUAUUUGUUUUAUUUAUUUAAAACAUUGAUGAUUGUUUUGACUCGACAUAUAAUGUUUGUAUGAAGCAUUUUUUCUCUAAGAAAAAAGCAGUUUGGUGGUUGUUUUCCUCAAGCAGGGUGCUACACUUAAUUUGUACUUACUUGCAUUUGUGUGGAUGUGUUUUAUCACAAUGUACACUAGUGAGAAACACCACAUGUUGUUACGUGUUCAUGAGUGGUGUCAAAUCAUUCCUCUGUUUGAAGUUCUGUUUAUUUGAAUUGCGAAUUUCAUGUGAACAGAUAUAUUAAAAAUAAAUUUAAGUCACAUUCCAACUACAUGUGUAGUGUAAAGCGAGGCAUAGAUGUUGUAUCAGAAUUGUUGUUGCUGCAAGGUGAGUCCAGUGUAAAGUAUCAUAAGCAGAAUGUAUUGUUUCUGUAACUGUUUGAGAUCCAUUCUGUUGCCAUAGUGACGCUACUCAUUGAUUUUAACCAGCAGAGAAACAUUUUUAACUGUUGAACUUUCUACUAAUAGAGACAUGUUUGAUACUUCAAAAUUCAACCCCCAAAAAAUAACAAUUUGUGUUACCUAUUAAUGUUGAUGACAUGUGUGAGACAAGCACAUACUUUUGUAGAUUUCUUAAUUCUGUUUUUAAAGACUUGCAUGGACUUGGGAAAUUUUGAAAAUGAGCAUCCGGUCUGUACUUGAGAUGUUUCUAGAUGGGGCUUGAACCUCUAAAGAGUACAAAAAACCAUUCCACAUAAUCACAAUGUCGAACGUUUAUAACUUUGCUGUAAUAUUCUACAUGUCGAAUGCUGCACAGUCACUUCUUUGGACUAGACCACCCAGUUUUUGCCAAGGAUUUGGCACUAGCCAGUAACAUUAUACACCUACUUUUCUUUUGAAUGACACACUUUGUAACUAUGUCUGAAGGCAUUCAGUUCGGUAGAAGCAAAUUGAAGAGUGGAUUUUCCAAAACACAAUAUAUUCAUUUUUGAUGAAAGAGGAAAAAGUACCUUAAUUACACAUGGUGAUUUUGUAGACAUAUUUUCAUCAGACUUACCUCUACAGGCAUACAAAAGCAGAUGAAAGAAAAACAGCGGUUUAGAGUAACAACUUGACGCUUAUAUGACCUUAUGCAGUUGUGAGCGCCGUAAAAACCCUCUACUAAAAAAAAAAAGAAAAAGAGUAACAACUUUUUAUAAAAAGAUUUUCUCAAUUUUCUCACUUUAAAGUAAACUACUGAGUUAUUAUUGAGUUUACUAAAACAUUCUUCUCAAGCCAACUUCAUUCUUUGACAGUCAACUCUGUGAAAGUAUAAUUUCAUUUUACAGUCACAGUUUGCAGUGUGGCUUCUUGUUCCUUGUUUUAUUAAAAUUAAGUGUUCCUUAUCUGUCAGGACUGUUAUGAUAUAUACAUUCCAUGUUAAUGGUUGUCUUGUAAUGUAUUUUAUGAACAUGUUUUUUUUUCAACAAAUAAUCAUAAUAAAGUCAAAGUCACUUGUG